Messenger RNA from Eutrema salsugineum, 1549 nucleotides. RefSeq names its product protein ELC. The transcript has a single exon. The record is from RefSeq and is a predicted model, not a curated record. Gene Ontology annotation, biological process: endosome to lysosome transport; protein modification process; protein transport. Gene Ontology annotation, molecular function: ubiquitin binding. Gene Ontology annotation, cellular component: ESCRT I complex. NCBI's taxonomy places the organism in Eukaryota, Viridiplantae, Streptophyta, Magnoliopsida, Brassicales, Brassicaceae. The coding region runs from base 50 to 1243 and encodes 397 amino acids.
UCUCUCCUUCAUCAAAUUGGACUUCCCUCGCCGACAUCGUUUAACUGCGAUGGUUCCUUCACCGUCGAAUCCGCAGCAAUUCCAGCAAUUCCUCUCUUCCGUGCUCUCUCAGCGCGGUCCUUCCUCCGUUCCCUACGACGAGUCCACCAAGUGGCUGAUCCGCCAACAUCUCCUUAACCUAAUAUCUGCUUACCCUUCCUUAGAGCCCAAAACUGCUUCGUUUACGCACAACGAUGGCCGCUCAGUCAAUCUCCUUCAAGCAGAUGGGACGAUCCCGAUGCCUUUUCAUGGAGUCACCUACAACAUCCCUGUAAUCAUCUGGCUACUCGAGUCUUACCCUCGUCAUCCUCCUUGCGUCUAUGUUAAUCCAACUGCUGAUAUGAUCAUCAAGCGACCUCACGCUCAUGUCACUCCUUCUGGUCUCGUCUCUCUCCCUUAUCUCCAGAAUUGGGUUUUCCCUAGCUCCAAUCUCGUAGAUCUGGUCUCCGAUCUCAGCGCCGCAUUUGCUCGUGAUCCGCCUCUCUACUCGCGACGCCGUCCUCAACCGCCGCCUUCACCGACUCCGCCUUCGUACGAUUCGCCACUGACGCGGCCUCCUCCGGCUGAUCAGUCAUUGUCCAGACCGUUCCCGCCGUCUCCCUACGGCGGAGGAGGAAGGGUGCAGGUGCAGCACGUUCACCACCAGCAGCAAUCAGAUGAUGCGGCGGAGGUUUACAAGAAGAACGCGAUCAAUAAGAUGGUGGAGAUGGUUCACGGCGAUCUUGUUUCAAUGAGGAGAGCUAGAGAAGCUGAAGCAGAAGAGCUACUUAGCUUGCAAGCCGCGCUGAAGAGAAGAGAGGAAGAGCUCAACAGGGGUCUCAAGGAGAUGGUGGGGGAGAAAGAAACACUUGAACAGCAGUUACAGGUUAUCUCCAUGAACACUGAUAUUCUAGACUCUUGGGUUAGAGAGAACCAAGGCAAGACGAUGAAUUUAGUUGAUUUGGACGUGGAUAAGGCCUUUGAAUGUGGUGACACACUCUCCAAGCAGAUGUUAGAGUGUACUGCUUUGGAUUUAGCCAUUGAAGAUGCUAUCUAUGCCUUGGAUAAGUCGUUUCAAGAUGGGGUGGUUCCGUUUGAUCAGUACUUGAGGAAUGUGAGGCUGUUGUCGAGGGAACAGUUCUUCCACAGAGCCACGGCUUCUAAAGUUAGGGCUGCACAGAUGGAGGCUCAGGUUGCAGCUAUCGCAGGCAGGUUACAUUCCUAGUUAUUUUUGCUGGAUGCUGUGUCACAAUGCCUCUUUAUAUAGUCUAAGAUCAACGCCUUUGAGGAGGAUUAUGUGGCUAUAUUGUGAUGGUUCCUCUCUAAAGAUUUUGAACUAAAAAUGUGUAUAGACUAUAUAUACAUCUACAUAGCUGUGCACAUACAGAUUAAAAUGGAUCAAGCCUUUUCUACUUUGUCCAGUUUGGGAUUAGGAGUGUCAUCUCCUUUUGUGAUCUACGACUACUUUUUAAUGUUUUUGGGAUCUUUGUGAUGAACGUUAUUAUCUAAUGAAUCGAUUGGUUUCGGGAUU